Messenger RNA from Protopolystoma xenopodis, 2001 nucleotides. Lineage: Eukaryota; Metazoa; Platyhelminthes; Monogenea; Polystomatidea; Polystomatidae. The record is from the annotation of a GenBank genome assembly.
GGGCAUCAGCUUGUGAGUCAGCAUCAGCUCUCUGUGGUCACGCCUCGGCAACAGUUGCCAGCCUACGAGAGCGGACAAUUCCCAGGACAGACACUUUUGCCUCUGGGCAAGCUGGGCCAUGCGCCGCAUUACCACCUGCCUCCUUCGGGCUACGGGCCGGCAAGCGCGGGUCCGGCAUACUCGAGCCCGCCCGGACUGGGCGCUUCUGGCGGCGGGUAUGCGCAAUCCUCCUGCGAACUGGCUGCCUCUUUGCCGCUGCGCUCGCGCAAUCUCAGCUCCCCGGGCGCCACCAUGUCGGCGGUGACGGCUGCUUCUGUCGCUGCAGCUGGACUCCGCUUUCCCGCCUAUCCGCAGGGCCGAGUGGAGGAGGCGGAAGAGGAAGAGGAGGCGGCGGAGGCGGCGCUCUCGACCGGCGGGUGUCCCGGAGAGAUGGGAGAAGCCGCUCUUCCGCGCCGCUCCGGCGAGUCGGCCGUGCACUCCUACGCCGAGCUCAGCCCCGGCCUCGGGCCGAUCGACUUCCUCGGCCUGGCCGGCUCACCCAGCCGCCAGCUCUGUCUCCUUCAGACCCCAAUCGCCUACCCUCCGACCGCCCAUCUUCCGCUGCCCGGUCAUUCUGGGCCGCACACGCCGUGCGCGCCCGCUGGCCAGCCGCACCUGCAUCAGUCACACCAGCAUCCGCUGAGUUUGGCCGCCUCGUCGGCCAGCUCGAGUUCCGCCAUCUCCGGCCCCCUCGGCGCCCUCACGCCCUCCCUCGGCACAACACCGCCGCUCUCCACGGCCUCGUCGUGCCCCAGUCCCGGCUCCAUCUCCGCCCCGGACAGCGCCAGCACCGCCGGCGGCGGGCACUCCUCCAGACCGGCACUCAGUGCCGACGCCAAGGCGCCCACAACGCCGGGACUCUCUCCGAGCCCCGGACAGCUGGGACUGUCGGAGACCGCCGCGCCGUUGAACGCCAGCUUGAGCGCCACCACUCUCUCCGGCUCGGGCCUGCCAGCUCAUCCGAGCGUGGGGCAAAGCCUGUCUCACGCCUUGCCGGGCUCAGUUUCUUUCCCCACCCGGCUCGCCGCGCUCCAGGCACAGCAACAGAAGCAGCAGCAUCUCAUCCCCACCGCACAGGCUGCGCAUCUGCCUCCAGUCGGUGGAGUGGUGGGUUCUUCCGUCGCCGCCUCUUCUUCUUCCUCCGCCUCGUCGGCGGAAAUAUCUUUGGAGCCCGGUGACGCAUCUGUCGACAGCAACGAACGCCACGACGAGUUAAUGCUACUCGACGAGUCCGAAGGGAGCAUCGAUGGUGUCGAUUGCAUGGAAGGUGCCGAAUGCAUCGGAGAUGCUGGUCUCGUCUCCUCGCGUCUUGAAACUUGCCCAGUAGAGACGUCGGCCUUCGUCUCUGCUGCCUCAGUUUGUAGUAAUAGUAGCAAGCGUCGUUUGCUGGUGGAGACUGGCUUUUCUGCUGGAAGUUGUUCUGACCUGGAGGUCGACGAUGAGGAGGACGAGGAAGAACAAGAAAGCGAGAUGGACGAGGGAGGGAAAAUGUCUCUGGUUGUACGGGACACGCUAUCCCGAAGAUGCUUAGGCGGCAGGCAAGAUUCACUAUCACUUGGUGUGAAACUUGAGUCCGUUGAGUCCUGUUUGCGAUCUGGGAAUGGAGUUAUCGGAGGUUUGACUGAUUCUAACAGCCUGGAACUCGAGUCCCGUCACUCAACCUGCUCGCCGAUGCAGACACCGCCGCCUCUCUCGCCUGCCGCGUCUGGCCCCGGCAGAUCCUCUCCCAGCUCCACACUUAGUCAGACAUCUUCGAGCCCCGUUUCCAGACCUGUCGGCUCCCCGGGACUGUUGCUCAGUCUCAAAGUGACUGGAACUCUCUCAGACCUUCGUGCUGUUCCAGGCCCUGACUGUUUGAUGCCACCUGACCGACUGGAGACGAACGGACAACUGAGUGGGAUUCGUAUCAGCAGACCCGGAGAGACCGAAUGCAGGAGUACAACUGCGGCACAGGCUAACUAG